AUGUCUCAAAAAGAUUUGGUUGAUGAUAUAUCCGAGGAGGAAGUCGAAGACAUUGGGUACUCAGAGAGUGGCAUAAACGGCGGCAACAAUAGUAAAACGGAUCAGGAAAAGAAUAGUAUGAUGUCUCAGCUAGGAAAUGGAAGAGGUACUUCCGAGAGGAGAUCGGACGAGAAAGAGAAUUCGAGUGCGAAAAAAGAAGACGAGAGCGUGAAACUUAACGAUGAAAUACCGCCAUCACUUGUGAGCUAUCUAAAGACCGAUCCGAGAACCGGACUGACCACCGAAGAAGCGAAAUCACGGUUGGGAAGGUUUGGAAGGAAUGAGAUCUCUGAAACCAAAACCAAUCCUAUCAUGAAAUUCGCCUCCUACUUCCGAGGUCCCAUCGCUUAUCUGAUAGAAAUCGCAUGCAUUGUCGCCGCUAUUGUUCGCGACUGGGUCGACUUUGGAAUCAUAUUCGCGCUACUGGUUGUCAAUGCGUGUAUUGGUUUCUUCGAAGAAUCCAGAGCAGAGUCUGCGUUGGAUGCGCUGCGUCAAACUUUAGCAUUGAAGUCUCGGGUAAUGAGGGAUGGUAAGUUGGUGCAAUUAGAUUCGGCGGAAUUGGUGCCGGGCGACGUGAUCGUGUUGAGAAUUGGUGAUAUUGUACCGGCGGAUUCUCAGUUAUUGGGAGUCACGGUGACCGGGAAUGAAUCGGACGACGGUUUACUAAUCGACCAGUCGGCUUUGACGGCCGGAGCAAAAACCUUCAUCGGUCGAGCAGCAACCUUGAUGAACAUGACCGUGGAUCAAGGAGGUGACGUGCUGAGUACUCUGCAACUAGUACUGGUGUUGACAGUUGCUGCCAUUCCGGUCGGAUUGCCGACUGUGCUGUCGGUUACAAUGGCCGUGGGAGCAAAGCAACUAGCCUCCAAGAAAGUUAUCAUCAAACGUUUAACUGCCGUCGAAGAACUGGCCUCGGUUAACCUCCUGUGCACGGACAAAACUGGCACGCUCACAUUGAACGAUCUUACGUUCGACGAACCGUGGUUAUAUAACGAUCACACCAGUUCCGAAUUACUCCUCUAUUCCUACCUUUGUUCGGAGUCCGAUACCAAUGAUGCCAUAGAAACCGCCGUGAGAAAAGCUGCAGAAUCGGAACUUGACAUCUUAAAGGAUAACGAAAAUGAUCGCGAAGUUCCGGGCUAUAAGGUUACCUCGUUUGUUCCCUUUAAUCCUUCGAACAAAUAUACUAGAGCUGCCGUGAUUAAUUUGAAAACCGGGGAGAAGUUUCAAAUUGUUAAAGGUGCCCCGCAGGUUAUAAUUAAACUUGCAGGUGGGGAUGAGGAGGCCACCAAGGCUGUGGAUGACUUUGCCUCUCGUGGAUUGAGGGCAUUGGGCGUUGCGAAAUCGUCGCCUCUCGAAUCCGACAAAGCUCUUAACGACACCAAAAGUCAAAAUUUGCAAUGGAAUCUGAUUGGACUGAUAAGUCUACUGGACCCCCCAAGGCCAGAUUCCGGAGAGACCCUUAAUCGAUGCCGAGAAUUUGGAGUCAUCGUAAAAAUGGUUACUGGCGAUCAAGUUGUCAUCGCCAAAGAGGUAGCACGUCGACUCGGAAUGAGUCGGGUAAUAUUGGACGCAAACUAUUUAGUAGACUCCGAUCGAUCGGAAGAAGAGGUGACGGAAUCUUGUGAACGAGCCGACGGGUUUGCGCAAGUGAUACCCGAACAUAAGUACAAGGUGGUAGAGAACCUGAGUCGCCUUUAUCGUUGA
This is a messenger RNA of Acaulospora colombiana, 1746 nucleotides long. The record is from the annotation of a GenBank genome assembly. NCBI's taxonomy places the organism in Eukaryota, Fungi, Glomeromycota, Glomeromycetes, Diversisporales, Acaulosporaceae.